This is a messenger RNA of Micropterus salmoides (largemouth bass), 2224 nucleotides long. RefSeq names its product N-acetyltransferase 9 (GCN5-related, putative) (gene nat9). Gene Ontology annotation, molecular function: N-acetyltransferase activity. Gene Ontology annotation, biological process: protein acetylation. The record is from RefSeq and is a predicted model, not a curated record. Lineage: Eukaryota; Metazoa; Chordata; Actinopteri; Centrarchiformes; Centrarchidae. The transcript has 6 exons. Bases 106 to 732 code for a protein of 208 amino acids.
CGAGUGUUAAGGAGGAAGUGAAUGAGGAGUUGGCAUCAGAUAAACAUGAAGGUGUGUUGAAGUUAUUAUCGCUGAUAUUGGUGGUUAACAUCUGUUUUUGACAUCAUGAAGAUAAAUGAGAACACUUUACUGGAGGGACACAAAGUCGUGCUGGUUCCUUACAAUGCAGACCACGUGCCCAGGUAUCACGAGUGGAUGAAGUCUCCUGAGCUGCAGCAGCUGACCGCUUCAGAGCCGCUGACCCUGGAACAGGAGUACGACAUGCAGAGGAGCUGGAGGGAAGAUCAUGACAAGUGCACGUUCAUCAUCUUGGACAAGCAGCAGUGGGCAGACACCAGCGUCGAAGAAGAGCAGUGCAUGGUGGGAGACGUCAACAUCUUCCUGACUGACCCCACAGAGCCAUCCUUGGCUGAGCUGGAGAUCAUGAUUGCAGAGCCCAGUUACAGAGGCAAGGGCAUUGGGAAAGAGGUGACACGCAUGAUGAUGUGCUACGGUGUCACCAAACUUGGGGUGAAAAAGUUCCAAGUGAAAAUUGGGUUGGACAACCAGGUCAGCAUCUCCAUGUUCAAGAAACUGCAUUUCCAAGAGGUGUCGGUGUGUAAGGUGUUCAAAGAGGUGACCCUCGAGAUGACUGUGGACGAGGCUGUUCGGACAAGGCUGCUGGACGAGACGGCGGACAUGAAGGAGAGAGACUACAGACUGACCUGCAGCAAAAGACAGGAACUGGUUUAACAGUGAACUGCCGUGCUGAGCUGCACUCACACGUAGUUAAAGACUUCCAGCUGUGAAGGAGACCAUUCUGCACACAAAUGAGGGAAAUCUGAGACGCCAAGCUGAAAACUAAUGUGUGGUUUCACUUUCACACCUUCACAGCAUUGGACUGCUAUCUGUAAUACCAGAGUAAUUGUGCAUUUUAUACCUACAGAGGUGCAGUUUUGAUGAUCUGGUUCUGUGCAUAAAUAUUUUAAUCUUAAAAUAUACAGUAUUCUACUUCAACAGCUACAUUUCAGAGGCAAAUGUUGUACCUUUAAUGUUAAUAUAUGCAUCUGACAGGUGGAGUUACUAGUUACACUGCAUGCGUAUGUGUAUACCUGAUCAUCACAACUCCAAGUCACUCCGAAACCAUGGGCAUUACUCUGCUACUAUAACAGCCUUCUCUCUUCUUUGAAGGCUUUCUGCAAGAUGUUGGAACCUGGCUGCAGGAACCUGUUCCCAUUCAGCCACAAGAGUAUUAAUGUGGUUGGUCACUGAUGUUUGGUGAUAAUGCCCGGCUCACAGUCAGCGCUCAGGUGCAUCCGGAAGGUGUAGGAUGGGGUCAGGGCUCUGUGCAAGCCGGUUACUGUUGAAACAGGAUCUUUCCCAAACUGUUGCCACGAAAGUGGAAGCGCACUGAUGUCUAAAAUAUAAUUUUAUGCCGUACCAUUGAGACUUGCCUUAACUGAAAGGGACCCAACUAAACUAAAAAAACAACCAUCCAUAUAUUUCUGGCCAUAUAGUGUAUUUUUAUUGGACAGUAACACAUGCAUAAAAAUACCAUCACCAUGACAAUAUACAUUUACCAGAACUGUAACAUGAUAACAUGAGAAAGUUACAAACUUAUUUCUAUUGUGGUCCUCGUUGUAGUCUGACAAAGAUGGCAAGGUAAGCCACGGAUGACUAAAGGUAUCCUGUACACUCAACCCUUACAAAAUACAACCAAAAGACCGAACACAUCCUAAUACAAAUAAUAAUUAAUACAUGUACAUACAAUUAAAAUACACUGUAAGACUUAAUAAAAUCUUAGUCUAAUUAGUAAUAGUAUAUCUGUAUAUUGCAGAUCCACAUUUUAAACUUGCAUAACAACUGUGUGUUUCCUUCUUUCUUUCUGGUACUUUCUGGUGCCUCUUCUACUUCCUCCUUAAAAGUUCACAAGGUCCCAUUAAAUUGGCCUUUUCACCUCAGACAGUAUUAAUAGGGAAUAUAUUAGAUGUAUCCUUGUAUACAUCUAAGAGGCCAAGUACCUGCACUAUGUCCAGACAACUGCUUUUCUCUGAAGUAUUUAUAGUGGUCUUUCGUGCUGACAGACAUGAGAAGACGGUGCGUUAAAGGCAAGACGAUGAACGGUGGAAACAAUCUGUGGUUUUUAUAUCUGGUAUUUUCUGGAAAUGGUUCAUUCUUUUUUGGUUUGGCGAAAGGCAAGUUUGUGUCUCUUUAAAUUUGAUUAAAUAAACUAAUUCUGACUUUU